This is a messenger RNA of Gossypium arboreum, 1323 nucleotides long. RefSeq names its product malate dehydrogenase. NCBI's taxonomy places the organism in Eukaryota, Viridiplantae, Streptophyta, Magnoliopsida, Malvales, Malvaceae. Gene Ontology annotation, molecular function: L-malate dehydrogenase (NAD+) activity. The transcript is spliced from 7 exons. Gene Ontology annotation, biological process: oxaloacetate metabolic process; malate metabolic process; tricarboxylic acid cycle. The record is from RefSeq and is a predicted model, not a curated record. The coding region runs from base 90 to 1088 and encodes 332 amino acids.
GUUGUCUCUCUGCUCUAAGUCUUCUUGAUUCUCACUCUCUCGCCACUGAACUCUUGCUAAACGGUAUCGUUUUAGUCAGUCUUUCAUCAAUGGCGAAAGAACCAGUUCGCGUCCUCGUUACUGGAGCUGCAGGACAAAUCGGGUAUGCUCUUGUACCCAUGAUUGCUAGGGGAGUCAUGUUGGGUGCUGACCAGCCCGUGAUCCUUCACAUGCUUGAUAUCCCACCUGCUGCGGAGACUUUGAAUGGUGUCAAAAUGGAGUUGGUGGAUGCUGCUUUUCCUCUUCUAAAGGGUGUUGUUGCUACAACUGAUGUUGUUGAGGCAUGCACUGGAGUCAAUGUUGCUGUCAUGGUUGGUGGUUUCCCAAGGAAGGAAGGAAUGGAGAGGAAAGAUGUUAUGUCAAAGAAUGUGUCUAUUUACAAGUCUCAGGCUUCUGCCUUGGAACAGCAUGCAGCUCCUAACUGCAAGGUUUUGGUUGUUGCUAACCCUGCCAACACCAAUGCAUUGAUCCUGAAGGAAUUUGCACCUUCAAUCCCUGCAAAGAACAUUACCUGUUUGACAAGGCUGGAUCAUAACAGGGCACUAGGUCAAAUCUCAGAGAAACUAAAUGUCCAAGUUUCUGAUGUUAAGAAUGUGAUUAUUUGGGGUAAUCAUUCAUCAUCUCAAUAUCCUGAUGUCAACCAUGCAACUGUUAUGACUCCAUCUGGAGAAAAGCCGGUUCGCGAGCUUGUUAAGGAUGAUGCAUGGUUGAAUGGAGAAUUCAUAACCACUGUCCAACAACGUGGUGCUGCAAUCAUCAAAGCUAGGAAACUCUCAAGUGCACUAUCUGCUGCUAGUGCUGCUUGUGAUCACAUUCGUGAUUGGGUCCUUGGAACUCCCGAGGGUACAUGGGUUUCCAUGGGGGUUUACUCUGAUGGUUCAUACAAUGCACCAGCUGGGGUCAUCUAUUCUUUCCCUGUAACUUGUAAGAAUGGAGAAUGGACAAUUGUCCAAGGACUGGCAAUUGAUGAAUUCUCGAGGAAGAAGUUGGACUUGACCGGACAGGAGCUGACCGAGGAGAAGGAAUUGGCUUACUCAUGCCUCUCAUGAAUGCAUUCAUCAUUUCCAUAAUCUGUUUGGAAGAGGAGUGGUUUGCCUUAAUAGGAUUAGCUGCAGUUUUGAAUAAAAAACCGUUCUAGAUGAACUGUUAGUGAUUGGUAAGCGACGUCCUCUGAUCGAGAUCUUCAUUAUACUUGUCACUUGUUCAUGGAUAUUUUGGAUAUUUUACCGGUAAUCUCGGAUUUUAAGCUCCAAUUUUAAAUGGGAUAAUCGACACUGUUGGUGA